GGGGCAACCCUUCUCGACCUCCGAAGAAAAGUUGAACGGGCGAUCUAUGAAUGUUGCCGCUUCGAACAAGCUGGCAGUCACUCUUGAGAGAGUGUGUAAUAGCUUACUGAUCGAGUGCUCUUUCGCCGGAGGUGAACGGGGCUAAACUGGUUGAGAAUUUUACUUCACCCAUGGAUUGGAUUGAUUGUUGGGUAACUUUGGUUGAUGAGAACAUCUAAAAUGAUGACUAACACAAAUAAAGUAAGAAGUAAGAAAAGCAGAGGAGCUUUCCUGUUUGACCCAAAAAAGAAAAAGAAAAAAUCAGCUCAAAAUUGUUUGUGAUGAAGUCUUGUACAGCAACUCCCAUUUUUCCCCCUCUCCCACCUCUCUAAUGUCUUUCUUUCACAAACCAAAUUUCUUUUCCUCCUCCUCCUCAUCUCCUUCCUCUGUUUCUACAAAAGAUGAGAAGAGACUGACGCGGCAGAGGAAGAUCAGACAUGAAACUCAACAACACCUAGGCUUACAGUUGACUCAUAUUGACUCUUCACAUUCCUUUGAUUCCGCCCUAAAAUCCCGCUCUCCUCCAUCCUCUACCUUGCCGCAACCCUUGCCUUCUCCUCGAUCGCUCAAGUCACCCGAGUUCUCGCCCUCCACUCUAGGCCAUGCUGUUCCGGCUUCGCCCAGAAGUAGUGCAGAUCAAAUUGCUACCAAGUCUAUCAAUUGUUCAAGGAAUUUUCGCAGAGGAUCCUCUCAAGAUGCUAAUUUUGAGAGUGUUAAACAUGGAUUAAGACUGAACAUUGCACCGCGAAGUGCUCCAUCAAGUGGUUUAUCAAGUCCUAUGGUUAGUCCACGAAGAUCAAGUGCAGGAGAGUUUCAUCCUCCCUGCGCCACUGAUUUGAGUAAAUGUUCAAGGGAUUGUUGCAAGGGACAAAUUGGUUAUUUGAAUAUUGAAUGUGUUAAUCGUAAAGUGAGUAUGACUGAAUUUUCUAGUAGCUCUCCAGCAAGUCGUUUCUUGAGCCCAACUGUAAGUCCUCAAAGAUUCAACACUGGAGACUUUUUACCAUCUUUCGUGGCUUCACAAUCAUGUCAGAAUCAGUCAUCUUCGGAUCUGGACUUAGGUUCCCGUCCUGGUCAUACUUUGGGGAUCUCACCGGUGAAAACCAUGCAUAGUGCAGAUACUUCUCCAAUCCAUAGCCCAUUUCUCCACAGAAAAUGUCAUAGUAAUUUUUCAUUUCAACUGCAUGAUAAAAUACUUGUGGGAAACUCAAAGGAGUUGCCUGAAACUAUUAUUCAUGUUAGUGCUCAUCCACUGCCUCUUCCUCCUAAAGCUGCAUCACCGCAACCGCGCAUUCCCUCACCAGCAGCUACUCUCAAUCAUAUGAUAGACAGACCAAAUGUCUCAUCGAGGAAAAAUCAGUGGGUGAAAGGAAAACUCAUUGGACGUGGUACAUAUGGAAGUGUUUAUGUUGGAACCAACCGAGAGACGGGAGCUUUAUGUGCGAUGAAGGAAGUUGAUAUUAUCCCUGGUGAUCCUAAAUCUAUUGAAUGCAUGAAGCAGCUGGAGCAGGAAAUCAAAUUUCUUAAAGACCUGGUGCAUCCAAAUAUUGUGCGCUAUUAUGGCUGUGAGAAAGUUGAUGAUCACUUUUACAUUUAUUUGGAGAAUGUUUAUCCUGGAUCAAUCAGCAAUUAUGUCCGUGAGCAUUGUGGAAAUAUGACAGAAUCUAUAGUCCGUAAUUUCACCCGCCAUAUUCUCUCUGGAUUGGCUUAUCUGCAUAGUAAAAAGACAAUUCACAGGGAUAUUAAAGGAGCAAAUUUGCUUGUUAAUUCAUCAGGCAUUGUCAAGCUAGCUGAUUUUGGGAUGGCAAAACCUCUUAGUGGAUUAUCGUAUGAAUUAUCUAUGAAAGGCAGUCCACACUGGAUGGCUCCAGAGGUCAUAAGGGCCACAAUGCAGAAAGAUGCUAAUCCCGAUCUUGCUUUGGCUGUUGAUAUAUGGAGCUUGGGCUGUACCGUGAUUGAAAUGUUUACCGGUAAACCUCCCUGGGGCGAGCUUCAUGGGCCUGCUGCAAUGUUCAAGGUUUUGAAUCAAUCUCCACUUAUACCAGAAGCAAUGUCUCCAGAGGCAAAAGACUUCCUCAGCUGUUGCUUUCAGAGAGAACCUGCAGAGAGACCAUCAGCAAGUAAGCUGCUUGAGCAUCCUUUUGUUCGAAAUUCAAGGGAAGUCAAUCAGUCAUCCUUCUGCCAAACGGCAUCAAAAAAUUCCAUGGAUACAUCGCAAAGUUUUAGAGAAUGUGCUUCAGAAAACAUUGAUUUGGUGCCACUCUCUCCAGGAAUGAGGAUUAUGAAUGAAAAACAACCUAACAAUAGUGCAAGAAGCCAACAAAGUUGUGCUACAGCUUCUAAUCAUUCUCCAUGUUCGCCAUCAAGAAUGGUUUCUGGUUCACGUAAUCUCGUUUCUUCUUCAAAUUUUUCCAGUAAUAUGCCCCUUGGCGCUGUGAGUAACCAUUAUUUUCUUCUAAAGAGUAAUCUUAAAUAUGCAUAGGUUGAGUUUUUAAUUUUUUUAGUCUUAAAAGAUACAAAGAAGAUAGUUCUUGUCAUGGUGGUCAUUUCCAUAUUCAUCACAUCAGCCAGAGCUUGUAGAAACUCAAGGGAUGAGGUUUUUAAGCAGUCAUGAUAUGGUGUUAGAAACAAAAGAGAAAACUUCACAUGAACUUGAACUUGUAAAUACAUGUACCUUUUCCACGUCAAUUUUUGUUAAUUCAAGCGUAGAAAAGCUUGUUAUUUUAGCUGGUUCUAUUUUCAGACCAGCUUUGUAUGUCAUUAUUGAACAUUUGUUGUACUAUAUACUCUUGAUAUUGAAUUGUUUGUAUCACUCAAAAUCAAUAAAUGAAAUUUGAAUUACAUAUCAA
Molecule: messenger RNA, 2885 nt
Organism: Mercurialis annua (annual mercury)
Lineage: Eukaryota; Viridiplantae; Streptophyta; Magnoliopsida; Malpighiales; Euphorbiaceae
Product: mitogen-activated protein kinase kinase kinase 5-like
Exons: 11
Coding region: 371-2518 (715 amino acids)
Biological process (GO): protein phosphorylation
Molecular function (GO): ATP binding; protein kinase activity
Source: RefSeq, a predicted model, not a curated record